Molecule: messenger RNA, 3446 nt
Organism: Andrographis paniculata
Lineage: Eukaryota; Viridiplantae; Streptophyta; Magnoliopsida; Lamiales; Acanthaceae
Product: receptor-like protein EIX2
Exons: 2
Coding region: 119-2896 (925 amino acids)
Molecular function (GO): protein binding
Source: RefSeq, a predicted model, not a curated record
CAAGAAAAAACAAACUCAUUAUUCCAAUUCCCAGCUGAAUCAGCUUUCCCAAAUCGAUUCUUUCCCGUUUCCUUUCCCUUACAGUCUUACAUUUGAAAAUAAGAAAAACUCAAAAAAAAUGAUUGCUAAACUGGUUAUGCUUUUGGCUGUUUCACUAUCCCUUAUUGGAUGUGAUGUUAUGGUUGUUUCUGGCUUAGUUAGUUGUGAUGCGAAAGAACGCGAAGCUCUUCUGGCGUUGAAACAAGGGCUUACAGAUGAUUAUGGCGUGCUGUCAAGUUGGAGAGGUGAGGAGUGUUGCAGUGAUUGGGAUGGUGUUGAGUGUAGCAACACCACCGGCCGUGUUGUUGCUCUCAGAAUUUUCGACAUCAAUAAUGACGACGGCUUGCGAGGUGAUAUUAGUCCAGCUUUGCUUCAAUUACAUAACUUGACUUAUCUCAAUCUAACUGGCAUCAAUUUCGGAGGGAAUCCAAUCCCGAACUUCAUUGCUUCCAUGAAAAUGUUGCAAAAUCUUACUCUCUCUAGGUGUGGUUUGUUUGGGACAGUCCCUCCCAAUCUUGGGAACCUCACAAACUUGGUCCAACUUGAUCUAUCCUAUAACUCGUUGAUUGUAGACAGUCUGGAUUGGCUGUCUGAGCUCCCUUCUUUGUCCUAUCUUGAUUUGUCUGGAAACAAUGUUAGUGAUGCCAAUUGGCCUCAGAGAACGCUGAUGCUUCCUUCCUUGAAGCAGCUGCGAUUGAGCAACUGUCAGCUUAGCGAUGAUGAUCGAGCCUACUCUUUGAAAGAGUUUUCUUCUACCUCUCUUUCCACGGUUGAUUUAUCCUAUAAUUUUCUCACCUUGGCUACAUUGAACUGGUUAUCUAACAUCCCUAGCCUUGUCAGCAUCGAUGUUUCCCGGAAUCAAUUAGACGGUGUGGUUCCAGCUGAUUUCAUAACAAAUCUAACUUCUCUUGCCAAGCUUGAUCUUUCUUAUAACAAGUUAAAAGCUGUCGUUUUCGGAAUAAAUCCCACCACCAGCAAUCUGGUUGCUCUUGAUCUCUCUAGAAAUGAGAUACAACAGCCGCUUCCCGAGCUAGUUGACAACCUCCCUUGCAAAACAUUAGAAUAUCUCUUGUUGGAUUUUAAUCAACUCAGCGGGUCCGUGCCCGACUUCGGCUCAUGCCUUAGAAUAAGAGAACUUAAACUCGGAAACAACAAACUAGAACGGCUUCCUACAAGUUUUGCGCGCCUUUUGCAGCUUGGACGUUUAGACAUUUCGAAUAAUUCUCUAGAGGGCAAUAUCUCUACAACCACCUUCAUGAAUCUCAACAACCUAACUGGGAUUGAUUUGUCCUUCAAUGAGGCACUAUACAUAUCCCCCAAUUGGAAUCCACCUCCCAAAAUGGAAGGAUUACUUUUAAGAUAUGUCAAGAUUGAUCCAAAAUUUCCCUCCUGGGUUCAGGGUUUGACCAAUCUCCGGGGACUUGAUCUCUCUUACAAUGGCAUCUCAGAUGUACUGCCUAGUUGGCUAUGGAGUUUUUCGACCAAUUUUCAGAUGUUAUUCUUCUCCCACAAUGAAUUUCAUGGAACCAUUCCCAAUCUCUCGGACAAAAGACUUCAAAUUGUAGAUUUUAGUUGGAACAAGUUUUCUGGUCCUCUACCUCAGUUCCACAAUGAUACUAAUGUUUUGAAGCUCUCACAUAAUGAGCUCUCGGGGCCAAUCGCAUCUAUAUGCAACUUGCAUACUUUGCGGUGGCUCGACCUCUCCUAUAACCAAUUCUCCGGGGAGGUUCCAAACUGUUGGGAAAACAUGACCAGUAACUUAAUAGUUCUCAACUUGGGAAACAACAACUUUUCUGGUGAAAUUCCUCAAUCACUCGGCUUUUUGCGCGGUCUGCAGACGUUGUAUUUGAAUGGCAAUAGUCUCUCAGGGGAGUUACCUUGGACAUUGAGAAACUGCACACUUGUGCAGCUAAUUGAUGUUGGAAAUAAUAAGCUAAUGGGAAAUAUCCCGAAAUGGAUUGGCGAAAGCUACCGAGGUGUGAAGUAUCUAAUGCUUGGUCAGAAUCAAUUCUAUGGCAGCAUUCCUCAAGAAGUUUGCUAUCUCACUCGGAUACGAGUACUGGACUUGUCCAGAAACAAUUUAUCCGGACAUGUCCCGACAUGUGUUAGUAAUUAUUCUUCAUUGGUUGAAAUGAAUGAUGAUUCUGCAGGUGACAUUUUUCUCAAUGGAAUUCCAAAUCCUGUCUUUAGUUUGGGUACAAAUGAAGGUUACACAGACUAUCCAUAUCUAUUGAGUAGGUUGGGGGAUCGAGGCUACAGCGACUAUGCAUAUGUAUCGGUUCAGUGGAAAACAAGUGAAUCCAAGUACCAGAAAACUUUGUGGCUUCUUAAGCUCAUCGAUCUUUCGGACAAUCAAUUGAGUGGAAGCAUUCCCCAACAAGUUUUUGAGCUGAAGGGAUUAAUUUCAUUGAAUUUGUCCAAGAAUGCUUUGGAGGGACAGAUACCACCCAAUAUUGGUGACAUGGAGAAGCUUGAAUCACUGAAUCUGUCGAGAAACCAACUGUCAGGGGCAAUACCUGAAAGCCUCGCCCGAUUAAGCUUUCUACAGGUUCUUGAUCUGUCGCACAACAACUUGUCCGGAAGAAUUCCAAGUAGCACUCAACUUCAAAGUUUCAGUGAAUCUGCCUACGCUGAAAAUGCUCAACUCUGCGGAAGACCACUUGGGUUGUGCCCAAACUUGCCUACUUCUCAACUUGAUGAUGAUGAAGAACGGACGAGCUCGUCAACGGUUAAAGACAUGUUUGUAUCAACGGCCAUUGGUUUCGUAUUCGGAUUUUGUGGACUCGUGGCCUUUUUCAUGCUCAAGAGGUCGUGGCGAAUCGCGUAUUUCAACUUCCUUGGUGUCCUUGGAGAUUAAGACCAAUAUAUAGCGCCACAGGCAACUAGAUCAGUUGAUGAUGAUGAUGGUAAAACAACGUACUACUGCUCCUGUUAAUCAUAACAUAACAUUAAUAUGAGGAACAUAUAUGCAUGCUUUCUUACAUUGAAAUAACUUUCAUGCUCUAUCUAUAAUGAUUCAUCACUUAUUUCUAAAAUAACCCUUUUUUUUUUUUUUUUUCUUUCUUUAAACUUGGAAUGCAAGUCACAGCAGUCAACAACGUUAGGAAAACCCUGUGGCUGUGUAUUAUAUGUUCAACCAAGAAGGCCUCGGUGGUUUUGAGUUUGUACUGAUGACCUUGCACUUACACGUACACAUACACAUACACAUACAGUAGCCACGUAUGCUAAUUAAUUCUUGAUUUCACAAGCCAAGUCACUACUUUGUUGUGAAUGCUUCGAUCGAGCUGAGGAUGUGCAUUAUUUAUGAUCCUCAAUUUUGUGGUGUGAAAAAGGCUACCCACGUUGAAGACUAAGGAAAAAGACGAUGACACAAUCGGUUGUUUAAAUUGAAAGUAAUUGUUGCACCU